AUGGCUGCCACAUCGGGUAGUAGAAAUGACCGAUUGAAUUGUCCAUCCCACCCAGAAGCCACCUUAGUUGAAGAUUAUCAUGCAGGGGACAUGAUAUGUUCUGAAUGUGGCCUUGUAGUUGGAGAUAGGGUUGUUGAUGUUGGCUCAGAAUGGCGUACAUUUAGUAAUGACAAAGCCCAAAAAGAUCCAUGCCGUGUUGGUGAAUCAGAAAAUUCUCUACUGAGUGGAAGCAAUUUAUCAACGAUAAUCGGGAAACCAACUGGUAAUGCUGGCUUUAAUCAAGAUGGAUCCGCUAAAUACCAUAACAAGAGAACGAUGAACAGUUCUGACAGGACAUUAUUAAAUGCAUUCCGUGAGAUAGCUCAGAUGGCAGAUAGAAUCAAUUUACCCAAAACUAUUGUGGAUCGUACAAAUACAUUAUUUAAACAAGUACAUGAACAGAGGACUUUACGAGGUCGUAGCAAUGAUGCCAUAGCUGCAGCAUGUCUUUAUAUAGCGUGUCGUCAAGAAGGUGUACCCAGAACAUUCAAAGAAAUAUGUGCAAUAUCUAGAGUAAGUAAAAAAGAGAUUGGGAGAUGUUUUAAAGAAAUUCUUAAAGCCUUGGAAACUAGUGUUGAUCUCAUAACAACAGGUGAUUUUAUGUCUCGUUUUUGUUCCAAUCUUGGGUUGCCAUCCCGGGUUCAGAAGGCAGCCACUCACAUUGCCAAGAAAGCAGUUGAAAUGGACCUGGUACCAGGACGUAGUCCCAUAUCUGUGGCAGCUGCCGCUAUCUAUUUGGCAUCACAAGCAUCAGAAGAAAAGAAAUCACAAAAAGAGAUUGGUGAUGUAGCAGGUGUAGCCGAUGUGACUAUAAGGCAGUCCUAUAGACUCAUAUUUCCCAAAGCGGUUAGUCUUUUCCCAGAAGAUUUCAAAUUUGCCACCUCUAUUGAACAUCUACCUCAGCCAUAAAGAUUAAACACCAAUGACUGGACAUGUUUCUUGUUACUCUCAUCCUCUGUAUUAGAACACUGUCACUGAUUGAUUACCUCAUCAUUGUAUUCUAUUAUAGGUGGGGGGGGGUCGAUUAUCACGAUUAUUAUGUUGUCGUCCUUUUAAACAAGUCUCAUGUACACUCAUACCUCAAAUGGAAGUGAAUUGUAAAACAAGAAUACAAUUACUACAUACCCAUUUAAGGUUCUUACUUUGAGGGCAAAAUUAAACUGAUUAUAAACUGUAUCAAUUUCCUUUGAAAUAUCUUCCACGAAACGUUUGUAAAAUGAAAAAUGUAUCCAGUUCUAAUUGUUGUUUUUACCAACGAGCAUCCUCAGGCUCGUAAAAAUUCUUACGUCCAGGAGCGACAGAUUGUUGGCAUUGAAAGUGCCAAAGGGGCAACAAACACUGAUAAGGAAUGUUACAAGGGAAAUUGAUGAGAUAUCCUUUUUCUUUAAUUAGUUUAUUUUGUACCUGCUGUAGCAUAUUUUCAAUUUAUGAUAUCAUCUGUUCACAAAGUGACAAAGCAAGUUUGUAAUUAACUCAGAAAACUAAAAUUAUUUUAUUGUCAGAAGAAACCCAGAACUAUACUCUUGAUGAGUAGCAUUUUGCAUGCUCACAUUUUGUCCUCAGUCAUGGAGCUGGAAGUACCUGGAGUUGAUCGCAAGUUAUGUCUCUUCAAAAUGACAACUGUAAAAGCAUCAAUUAUUGGCUGGUUCUUAAUUUUGCUAUUUUUGUUGAUAAGUAAAAAUUGUUGUCCACAUACAACUCAUUUUUUCUGUGCCAAGUUUGUGAACAUAGAAACCCAGUAAAAUGAUCAAAAUAGCAAAAUUUAAUAUAUUUUUUUUCAGUAUUAGUUAAUCAAAAGUCAAUUAGAAGCCGCAUACCUAAUAGA
Saccoglossus kowalevskii is the source of this 1864-nucleotide messenger RNA. RefSeq names its product transcription initiation factor IIB-like. The record is from RefSeq and is a predicted model, not a curated record. Gene Ontology annotation, cellular component: transcription preinitiation complex; nucleus. NCBI's taxonomy places the organism in Eukaryota, Metazoa, Hemichordata, Enteropneusta, Harrimaniidae. Gene Ontology annotation, biological process: transcription preinitiation complex assembly; transcription initiation at RNA polymerase II promoter. Gene Ontology annotation, molecular function: TBP-class protein binding; RNA polymerase II general transcription initiation factor activity.